UGGAAUCUAAGCUGACUUUAUGGAUUGCUUUUCGGUUGCUUUCCGAAGGUCGCUUCGCUUUUUGCGUUUAUUAUAUUUAGAAUUAUCGUAACAACAGAGGGUGAGUUCUUCGAAGCAUUAUAUGAGAUCUUCCAUUAUGGCUGUGAGUUUUGAAGAGUUUUCUGUACCACCUGGAUCUGAGCUUGCUCUUCCUCCACUAUUCGGCGGAAAUAUCUUGGAGAGCGAGCUGGAAACAGAAGUUGAGUUUGUUGAUGGCGGACUUGCUGGUGAAAACCUACAAGACGAGGAAGAAGAACAGGCCCAGCAGCGAAUAAGAGAGCUUAAUAGGAGGAAGUUUCUUGCUCUUAACCGGCGCUGCAAAGAAAUAGAGCAAGUCAAUGAGCGAAUACUCAACAGACUCCAUCAAGUGCAGAAAAUAAUGAGAUGUCUGAAGCAAGAGAGAAGAUUUCUAAUGAAAAUCUUGGAUGAUUAUGGAGAUGGAUAUAGAAAGAGCCAGCUGACCUUCUUACUAGAGGAUGAGGGAACUCGUACUUGUACUACACCAACCCCAACAAACUCAGAAAAUGACCCCCCAGAAAAUGAGGAUCUGUCAAAAUGUUUAUCAGGACCACCCCUUGGUUUGGAAGUUGCUAGUCCAGGCAGUACAUCUCUUGCAGAAGGACCACCAGCCAAAAAGAGGAGAAAGUACAAGGAGGAGAAAGUGUUAAGCCCAACUCUACUUCCAACCGAACCUCUUCUAGAUCAGGUGAAGAUGGAGGAAGAUUACUUGUGUGAUGGUGGUGAGGAUCUUAGCCUGAGUUGGAAUUCUCUCAGCCCAAGAGACAAGAUUCUUCAGUACACCAAAUUCUCCAGUCCUGGACCAUGCUCAGAUUUUGACUAAUCUUCUGAGACCAAACAUAACGCAACAUGACUUCUAUCACCUGAAAUACAUCAGUUGGACUUCUGCACAGCAAACAAACAAAUUUGUUGAUAUUUUACUUUAUCACUGAAGGAAUGGGAGAUAGGACUUGUAUAACCGAAUAUAGUUGAAAAAAAGGGAAAUUUGUGACUUUGAGGCACACAUAGUGUGCCUCCAUCCCUGGUUCAAGAGGAUAAAGUAAGGAGGUUGGAACUUUAAAUGAGGCUAUUCAAACAUGAUGAUGGUAAAGAGAGUAUCGAUGCAUGUUUAUUGAACAUAAGAAAAAGGUAUAAAGUGCAUGUCGGCAAUAAAAACCACAUUCAAGAAAAAA
Molecule: messenger RNA, 1229 nt
Organism: Rana temporaria (common frog)
Lineage: Eukaryota; Metazoa; Chordata; Amphibia; Anura; Ranidae
Gene: TFPT
Product: TCF3 fusion partner
Exons: 6
Coding region: 122-880 (252 amino acids)
Biological process (GO): positive regulation of apoptotic process; apoptotic process; apoptotic signaling pathway
Cellular component (GO): Ino80 complex
Molecular function (GO): DNA binding
Source: RefSeq, a predicted model, not a curated record